Anolis carolinensis (green anole) is the source of this 5049-nucleotide messenger RNA. RefSeq names its product vacuole membrane protein 1 (gene vmp1). The record is from RefSeq and is a predicted model, not a curated record. Gene Ontology annotation, cellular component: endoplasmic reticulum; membrane; endomembrane system. NCBI's taxonomy places the organism in Eukaryota, Metazoa, Chordata, Lepidosauria, Squamata, Anolidae. Bases 157 to 1383 code for a protein of 408 amino acids. The transcript is spliced from 12 exons. Gene Ontology annotation, biological process: autophagy; Golgi organization.
CGGAAAGGACGACACAGACGGGACUCUUCCGGCGAGUUGGUGGGAAGGAGGGGCCACAAAGAGGGCCCGCCCCCCGACUUCCGGGCUGGCCUUGGUCCAGAGAGAAGGAGGAGAAGGAGCCGGAAGCCGCGCGUGUGAGGUUCCUGGAAGUGACUGAUGUAUGAAAUGGCAGAGAAUGGAACAGACUGUGACCAGAGGCGCAUAAGAAUGGGCAAAGAACAGCACAAUGGAAACUUUACAGAACCCUCUUCGCUGGGCGAACAGAAGCGGAAAGAUCGAGAAGAACGUCAGGGCAUCGUUCUCUGGAGGAAACCCCUUGUUACCUUGCAGUAUUUUUUCCUGGAAACGUUAAUAAGCUUGAAAGAAUGGACCAUAAAAUUGUGGCAUCGCCGAAGUAUCGUGGUGUCUCUCUUACUGCUGCUUUCAGUGCUUACGUCUGUGUAUUAUAUUGAGGGAGCACAUCAACAGUACGUGUUAUAUAUGGAGAAAAAGUUCUUUUGGUGUGCCUACUGGGUAGGUUUGGGCAUUCUUUCUUCUGUCGGACUUGGAACUGGUCUUCAUACGUUUCUGCUCUACUUGGGUCCACACAUAGCAUCAGUGACUCUUGCUGCGUACGAAUGUAAUUCUGUGGAUUUCCCCGAACCUCCGUAUCCUGACCAAAUUAUCUGCCCCGUUGAAGAGGGGGUCGAGGGAUCCAUUUCCUUGUGGACCAUCAUCUCGAAAGUCAGGCUGGAGGCCUGCAUGUGGGGUGCUGGGACAGCGAUUGGGGAGCUUCCGCCAUACUUCAUGGCCAGAGCCGCUCGUCUCUCUGGAGCGGAGCCUGAUGACGAGGAAUAUCAAGAAUUCGAGGAGAUGCUGGAACACGCCCAGGCAGCACAGGAUUUUGCCUCUCGCGCCAAACUGGCCGUCCAGAACCUGGUUCAGAAAGUCGGUUUUUUUGGCAUCCUGGCCUGCGCUUCAAUUCCAAACCCUCUCUUCGACUUGGCUGGGAUAACAUGCGGACACUUCCUUGUUCCGUUUUGGACGUUCUUCGGUGCCACUUUGAUCGGAAAAGCAAUAAUCAAGAUGCACAUCCAGAAACUUUUUGUGAUUAUUACCUUCAGCAAACACAUAGUGGAACAGAUGGUGUCUUUAAUUGGUGCCAUCCCAACGGUCGGACCCUCCCUCCAGAAGCCCUUCCAAGAAUACCUGGAAGCCCAGCGGAUGAAGCUCCACCAUCGGACGGAAGGCGCGCCCCAGGGUGAAAACUGGCUGUCCUGGACUUUUGAAAAGUUGGUGAUUGUCAUGGUGUGUUAUUUCAUCCUGUCCAUCAUCAACUCCAUGGCUCAGAGUUACGCCAAGCGCCUCCAACAGCAGACGUCUUCGGAGGAGAAAACGAAAUGAGCCCAGGGUCCGGGAGAGCGGGGGAAAAGGCGGAGGCAGGCGGACCCCACGUCGAGUCGGGACGACCAGCUUUGCAUUCAAAACAAAACAUGGCAUUAUUUGGAAAAGUGGGGACGGGAGGGAGGGCGGUGUUUUCUUUCCCUUUGGAUUAUUACGGUUAAUUAUUUUUUUACUCUGCCAUUAGUAAAUGAUUCUCAUUGACUGCCGUUUGUACGUUGAAAGGUAACGUCCAUGCUCUUUGUUUAAACUUUGUGCAGGUUGAACGUAACAGGGGUGUCGAGCUUCUGUUUCCACAUAGGUGCUUUCCAUUUAAGUUCCUUUGAAAUCACGGGUUAAUAUAUAUAAAUAAUCUGGUUAGUAAACUUACAAGGCCAGUUGCCACUGGUUUAAUGUUCAGUUGUGGCGGGUUCUCUCUGUCUUAACAGUCUUAGACUGGCCAGGAGAGAAACACGUGGCUCCGAGUCCCAUGUUGACAUCGGAAUACUUGAAAAUCCCCAAGGUGGGAAAGGUACAUGGAUAUAGAAAUUUUUUGAUUGGAAGCAGAGAGACAAGGUGGUGUCUUCACUGCAUUGCGAGCUACUUUUUCUUUGAAAUCUGUACAUUUAGAAUGACGGUAAGAUGAUAAAUACAUAUACCGUGUUUCCCCAAAAAUAAGACAGUGUCAUAUUAAUUUUUUCUCCCUCCUCCUCCUAGGUCUUUUUCAUUUCUGCAUCAGAAAUAUCCAAGGUGUUGAUAUUUGUGAUGCCGAAAUGAAAAAAUUAUUGAACACACCUUUGACAGGGGUUAUGGGCCCAGCUUCCGCUGAGCAACUAGAGCAUCUUUGGGAGCAAAAAUUAAUAUAACAAACUGUCUUAUUUUCAGGGAAACAGGGUGUAUAUACAUAUAUAUAUAUUCACCUUGGAUCAUUCCACAUCUUCUCGUCCUGGUCUUUCCAAGCUGUUCCCACUCCCCUGCUUUCCAUCUCCACCCUAUUUUUUCUCCCUUAUUGCCACGUUUAUUCCCCUCUGUUAUGAUUGCUUUCCUGUGAUCCUUCGGGAGGCUUUUGUUCUCGGGACGAUUUGUGCCACCGAAGGAAACAGAAAGUCUUCCCGGACCUGGAAACAGUUUGGGUUAAUUUUAUUUAUUUUACUGACGAGUCACUCUAAUCUGUGGGACGCAGGCGUUUUUCUGCGGGCAGGUGGGCGGGCGGGAGGGAGGGGUUCGUGUUUUUUAACCAUUGACUCUUCCGAUGUCGGAUAGCAUCGUUGGGAAAUGCACAAGACGUUUUGUAAGCUGCAGGAAAGGUAACUAACUGGAAUAAACAGCAUUCAAAUAGAUCGUUAAGAUGAUGCCUUUUUUGAAACGUUAUCUCUCGGGUUCUGCUUUCACUCCUAGAGCAAAGUCAGCGUUCACGGGUAGAGCACACACUUUGCAUGACAACAGCCAAUAACGUUCAUUGCCAGGUAAGGACACCUAACCUGUCCAAAACCUUGGAGAGGUUUUGAAGCAGUGUAAAUAUUACUCACCGUAUAUACUCAAAGAUAAGUCGAGUUUUUCAGCCCUUUUUUGAGCUGAAAGAGCCUCUCUCGGCAUGAAAGCCAUUGCUUGCAAUAUAGGAUAUAUUUCUCUCUCCUCUUCUCUUCCCUUAACAGUGUGUUUUCUUUUUCAAAGCCUCCCUCGCUCUCACCCAAGGGAAUGUUUUGAAAAGAGGAAAGAGAGGGAGAGAAGCCUUUGCAAGUCAGGAAGAAGAAAACAUAAAAGCCUAAUGGCAGCAGAGCCUAUCUUUCUGACUGGCAGCCAGGGGAAGAACGGCUCUUCCUUAUCCUCUGUAACUUGGACUAUUUUUCUAGGAUUUUUUGAUUGAAAGACAUAUUUUGGAUGUGUUGUCGAAGGCUUUCAUGGCUGGGAUCACAGGGCUGUAUGGCCAUAUUCUAGAAGUAUUUUCUCCUGACAUUUCGCCCACAUCUAUGGCAGGCAUCCUCAGAGGUUGUGAGGCAUUGCCUAGUUUCUCCGUGCCUCACAACCUCUAAGGAUGCCUGCCAUAGAUGUGGGCAAAACGUCAGGAGAGAACAUGGCCAUACAGCCAUACAUACAACAACCCCAUAUUUGGAUGACUAUGUCUUUUGUGGCCAAAUUCGGUGUGAUUUGGUUCAGUGGUUUUGUUGUUUACUCCAUAGUAAAACGAACAAAAACGAAUUUUUAUAUAUAUAGAUAACACGUCCUCACCGUCAUAACGCACGGCUGUCUCGCUGCCUGUUCCUUGUUUUAUUGCUUUUCAGACAUCCCCAGUCUUCUUAAAUCCCUUCUGGCUCGUUUCAUUGCUCUCCAUAUUGGAGAAUAUAAUAAUAAUAAUAAUAAUAAUAAUAAUAAUAAUAAUAAUAAUAAUAAUAAUAAUAAUCACACAGUCCUAGACAUUUGGGAAGUGUUCGACUUGUGGUUUUGUGAUACGAAAUCCAGCAUAUCUAUCUUGUUUGCUGUGUCAUACAACGUCGAUGUGUCAAUAAUAAUAAUAAUAAUAAUAAUAAUAAUAAUAAUAAUAAUUUAUUUGUGGUUUCCAACAUAGGUAAAACAUUCAGUUACUAGCAUAAAAUAUACAACAUAGCCAUACUAAAAACAUCAACAUAAGUCCGCAGUCGGUUUCCCACUGACUUCCCCAACCUCAAUGAAUAACUCACAAAACUAUCUUCUUCUGUAUUUGUUUAUUUAGAGUAUUUACACCCCGCCGUUCUCACCCUGAAGGGGACCCAUAGAACACACAUACGGCAAACAUUCAAUGCCGAUUACACAAUUAACAAGGACAGACAAGACAGACAGAGGUACUGUCUGCUAAAAUCAGUGCCUAUUUAUCUACUCACAUUUCUGCUUUCGACCCGAGAGGUGGAGAGGUGAGCUGGGGCUAACGGUGGGUGCUCAACCCCGACCCGGGCUCAAACCACUGACUUUUUGAUCGGCAGGAUUUUUCUGCAGCACAACAGUUUAGCUUGCCAUGCUAAGCCCAACCCCUUGUAGCGAGGUACUGUCACUCCAUCUUCCAUGCUGAGGAGCUUUGCUCCGAUCAAUGUCCUUUAUUACCUCCCCGCUAAAAGCAGUACCUAUUUAUCUACUCGCAAUUUCUGCUUUCGACUUACUAGGUGGGCAAGUGAGCUGGGGCUAGCGGUGAGUGCUCUACUCCAACCCAGAGAUACCGGAUGGUUUUCAUGCAGAUUUGCAUUCAACGUUUUUGUCAUACUGUGUGUGUGUUGCGUGGAUUGUGUUCUCACUGCUUGUGUUUCCUGCCUACCUACCUACCGUUGUGACACCUCCAUGGCUUGUACCUUUCUGUCGGAUAGCUUAUCAGACUGAUGUUGACUGUUGGAUGUCAUGGCAACAACAGUCGGUAGGCUGUCUGACAUUUUGGUGUCUUUCAUCUUGGCUGUUGUUGUCUAUCCACCGGUCCAAACGCCGGCCACUGUUUCUCUUUCGUGGUCUCUGUGAAAUCGCACAUAGGGUCGCAAUUGUGCGGUUUCACCGAUGACCACUUGGAGAAACACAGUUACAGGUAAGCAACCUUUUUGAGGAUGGGUUUUGUGUUGUAUCUUUUGUGCAACCUUUUUUUUGGUUUUUUUUUUGUACCCCCAUGCAUAUGAGAUAUAUUGAGCAUGGUGAUCAGAUCAUGAUAUGAAUAAACAUAACAGUUUAAAUCAUAAA